Molecule: messenger RNA, 927 nt
Organism: Cyanidioschyzon merolae strain 10D
Lineage: Eukaryota; Rhodophyta; Bangiophyceae; Cyanidiales; Cyanidiaceae
Product: similar to inositol monophosphatase
Exons: 1
Coding region: 1-927 (308 amino acids)
Biological process (GO): L-histidine biosynthetic process
Molecular function (GO): phosphoric ester hydrolase activity
Source: RefSeq, a predicted model, not a curated record
AUGUGGGUCACGAGUGCGUAUGCUCGUGGAAACCGGUUUGCAAGGUUCUUCGGCAGGCCCCGUUCUGCAGGAACGUGCGUCAGCGGGAGAAUGUGUUCCAUGGAGGUGCCCGCUCCAGCACACUAUUCCGGGAACGUCAGCGACGACUUGGUCGCUCUCGCGCGAAGGAUCGCUUCGGCCGGGUCUCAGGUGGUUGCUCGGCACUUUCGCCGAAAGGAUUCCUACGUAUCUUAUACGAAAAAGGACCGCAGUCCUGUAACUGAGAUUGACCGACAGGCCGAAGAGGCCAUGCGUGCGGUUAUUCGACGUGACGCGCCCGCAGCGCUGCAGGGGGUUCUCGGCGAGGAGCUGUCCGACUCGGACGUCAACCCACGCACUGGAGGCUUUCUCUGGGUGCUGGAUCCGAUUGAUGGAACCAAAGCUUUCAUGUGUGGAAAACCGACUUUUGCUACCCUGGUGGCCCUGCUGCGAGACGGCGAGCCCGUUCUCGGUAUCAUUGAGCAGCCGUUUCUUGGCGAGUGCUGGCUUGGUGUCCACGGGCGACCGACGCUAUGGAACACCCAAGUUGCGCAUACUAACCAAACAAAUACUGAGUUGUCAGCUGCAAUUCUAAGCGCAACAACACCGGCUAUGUUCCAGCACGCAAACCGCGAACGUUUCUUCGAGGGACUGGCAGCAAAAGUUUGGCAGGUGGUUUAUGGCUGUGAUAGCUACGCGUAUGGCCUGCUCGCUGCCGGGUUCAUCGACAUCGUUGCUGAGGCAGAUUUGAAACCCUGGGACUACAUGGCCUUGGUUCCGAUCGUUACUGGUGCUGGAGGUAUCAUCACUGACUGGAAUGGUCAGGCGUUAACAGUGGAAAGCGACGGCCGAGUGUUAGCAGCUGCAAACCCCGAACUUCACCGAAAAGCGCUCACAGCAUUGCAGUAA